This is a messenger RNA of Spodoptera frugiperda (fall armyworm), 1060 nucleotides long. Its product is annotated as thialysine N-epsilon-acetyltransferase. NCBI's taxonomy places the organism in Eukaryota, Metazoa, Arthropoda, Insecta, Lepidoptera, Noctuidae. Gene Ontology annotation, molecular function: N-acetyltransferase activity. The transcript is spliced from 4 exons. The record is from RefSeq and is a predicted model, not a curated record. The coding region runs from base 218 to 730 and encodes 170 amino acids.
AAAAUAUGAAUGAUUAUAUUCUGUCAUCUUAAAGUGAUGAGCUAAGCUUAAAAAUUAUAAAUACCCCGCAUUCAGUAUUAGCUGCAUUUACAUUUUGAUUGAAGAAGAAUAAGGUCGCACGCUGUUUCUUUAAAUCCUCAAAAGUAUAUUUUCUAAAUACCUAGCCUACUUACUUAUCAGUUUCUGACUAGGUUAUCAUUAGCUGCAGUGCUUAGACAUGGCUGAAAAAUACAGAGAAGAUGAAUUACACAUCCGGGAAGCAAAGAAAGAGGAUAUGACUGCUGUCGCUGAGAUGAUCCAAGAACUUGCUGAUUUCGAAAAAAUGUCUGAUGGACCUAAAAUGUCAGUCUCUGAUCUGGAACGUGAUGGUUUUGAGAGACAGCCACCUGCGUUCUACUGUAAGAUAGCGGAGGUGAAGCGUCCCGGCGCUGAGGCUGUGGCAGGUUAUGCACUAUACUUCCCUACAUACUCCACAUGGGAGGGACGUUCCAUGAUGCUUGAAGAUUUAUAUGUACGCUCUAGUCAGAGACGCUUGGGAGUUGGCAAGAGGUUGUUCGAAGCAGUAGCUAAAGAAGCAUCAACUGGAGGAUGUAGCCGCCUUGAUUUCCAUGUCCUGGAGUGGAACCCGGCGCGCUCCUUCUAUGAGCACAAGGGUGCGGUCAACCUGACCAACAAGGAGCAGUGGUGUUACUACAGGCUGGCUGGAGAGGCUCUGAAGAAAUUUUCCUAAGAGUGUAUGAGCUAACAAGGCAGAAAGAAAACACAGUGUUGUGCACUCACUUAUAUGUAUUUUGUAAUAUAUUAUACAACAGACUCCUUUUUGUACACAUAUUUCUAAUUUAUAUUUAUUUCAAAGUUGAGAUGUGUUAAGGUAUAGAAACAUUUCGCCAAUUUUACUUAAUUCCAGUUGUUUUAAUAAAAAGCUUGUCCCAACCUAGUGUGACCAGGCUGGGAGAAACAUUGUCUCUAUAAGGCUUAACUUAGAUAUAACAUAAUUAUACCAAACACUCUGUGAUACAAUGUUUGUUGAACCAUAAAGAAUAAACAAUUUUAAUAUAAA